Molecule: messenger RNA, 4041 nt
Organism: Aplosporella prunicola CBS 121167
Lineage: Eukaryota; Fungi; Ascomycota; Dothideomycetes; Botryosphaeriales; Aplosporellaceae
Exons: 4
Coding region: 1-4041 (1346 amino acids)
Biological process (GO): post-Golgi vesicle-mediated transport; endocytic recycling; intracellular protein transport
Cellular component (GO): plasma membrane
Molecular function (GO): magnesium ion binding; ATP binding; ATP hydrolysis activity
Source: RefSeq, a predicted model, not a curated record
AUGGCAGGCAGGCCUCCGGGAGGUCCGACCUCUGCCAACAAUGAGGACCUGCUCCUCGACCUGAGCGAGCCCGGCCCGGCCUACAACUCGGGUCAGGGACCGCCUACCAACGACGAGAACCUGUUGCGACACUACGAUAUCAACGACACCGACGCGGCGCAACCCCGACCUUCAGAGUCCUACGAUGAUUUUGUCGGCGGCAGUGGCACGGCGGCGGCCCCCGCCGGCCAUGCCAGGCCGCUGUCGGAGAACAACCCUUACCUUACGACCAACACUGGUAGAAUUUACUCGCAAUCUUCCGACCUCCAAAAUUACCAGAGGUAUACAGACGUCGAGGACGAUGCGGCUCUCUCAAUGCAGAAUUCAUAUGCGGCGGGCGGCCUGUACGACAGUCAGUUGGAGGAAGCGCCUCCAGGCCCAGUGCGGAGACAAACCAAGAACCGCAACAGCGUAAUGAGUCUGGGUGGAGGGCUCAUGGGACGGGUCAAGAAUACGCUGGGUAUGGGCUCUGAAUAUUCGGAAAUGGACGUUCCAUUGACAGAGUCUGGGGCUCGCAAUGCCGAGACGGAUUCUGGCGGCAACGCUCAGCCUGCUGCCGGCAAGAAGAGCUCGGGAUUCAAGUUUGGGUUUGGAGGAGGAAAGCCGGACCCAUCCACUCUCGGACCCCGGAUAAUUCACAUGAACAACCCGCCCGCGAACGCUGCCAACAAGUACGUGGAUAACCACGUCUCCACGGCCAAGUACAACAUCGCUACCUUCAUCCCGAAAUUCCUCUACGAGCAGUUCUCCAAAGUCGCCAACUUGUUCUUCUUGGGUACUGCGAUUAUGCAACAGAUUCCCAAUGUCUCUCCCACUAAUAGGUAUACUACGAUUGCACCUCUUAUCAUUGUCUUGUUGGUAUCGGCCAUCAAAGAAUUGGUUGAAGACUUUCGCCGGAAAUCUCAAGACAGGGGUCUGAACAACUCAAAGGCGCGCGUGUUGAAGGGCUCGUCGUUCCAAGAGACUAAAUGGAUCAACGUUUCUGUGGGAGACAUUGUGCGCGUGGAAUCCGAGGAGCCUUUCCCUGCGGAUCUUGUUCUCAUGGCUAGUUCUGAACCUGAGGGUCUCUGCUACAUCGAAACGGCUAAUUUGGAUGGAGAAACGAACCUGAAGAUCAAGCAAGCCAUUCCGGAGACUGCGACCCUCGUUAGCCCAGCGGAGUUGAGCAGGUUAGGUGGAAGGCUCCGUUCCGAGCAACCCAACAGUAGCCUGUACACCUACGAAGCCACCUUGACCAUGCAAGCGGGUGGAGGCGAGAAAGAAUUGCCCCUGCAGCCGGACCAGCUCCUGCUCCGUGGUGCCACUCUGCGCAACACGCCUUGGAUUCACGGCAUCGUCGUGUUCACUGGCCACGAAACGAAACUUAUGAGGAACGCUUCUUCCGCGCCAAUCAAGAAGACCAACGUUGAGAGGCUGGUGAACUACCAGAUUCUCAUGCUUGGAGCCAUUCUCAUCAGCCUCAGCGUCAUCAGCUCCAUCGGAGAUGUUAUCAUUCGCGCCAAGGAAAGGAAACAGCUCGUUUAUGUCGGACUGCAGGAGACCCCUCUAGUUGGACAGUUCUUCCUUGACAUCCUCACGUACUGGGUUUUGUACUCCAAUCUGGUUCCGAUCUCACUCUUCGUGACCAUCGAGAUUGUGAAAUACUACCAAGCGUUCUUGAUUGACUCCGACCUUGACAUUUAUCACGAUGAGACCGGUACGCCUGCAAAUUGUCGCACGUCAUCGCUGGUUGAAGAGCUUGGCCAAAUCGAAUACAUCUUCUCUGACAAAACGGGCACACUUACCCGUAACAUGAUGGAGUUCCGACAGUGCUCGAUAGCUGGCAUUCAGUACGCCGAUGAGGUUCCGGAGGACCGAAGAGGGACUACUCAAGAUGGCAUGGAGAUCGGAAUUCACGACUUCAACACGUUAAAGGAAAAUGGGGUGAAGCACUCCUCGCGCGAGAUCAUUCACCAUUUCCUUACGUUACUGUCUACUUGUCACACUGUCAUCCCUGAAACGAAUGAGAAAGGCGUCAUCAAGUAUCAAGCCGCUUCUCCCGAUGAGGGUGCUCUUGUGGAAGGUGCCGUCACCCUGGGAUACCGGUUCAUCGCAAGAAAGCCUAGGUCGGUUAUUAUCUCCGCCCAUGGACAGGAAGCGGAGUACGAGCUCUUGGCUGUUUGCGAAUUCAACUCUACCAGGAAGCGGAUGUCGACCAUCUUCAGAUGCCCCGAUGGCAAGAUUAGAUGCUACACCAAAGGUGCGGAUACGGUUAUCCUUGAACGAUUGGCAAAGGACAACAACGCUAUGGUUGAACCAACUCUGCAACAUCUUGAAGAGUACGCUGCGGAAGGUCUACGAACGCUGUGUUUGGCGAUGCGCGAAAUCGACGACAACGAGUACCACGAAUGGCGCCAGAUCUAUGAUACCGCUGCGACUACUGUCAGCGGUAACCGUGCUGAUGAGCUUGACAAGGCUGCAGAACUCAUUGAACAUGAUUUGACAUUGCUUGGAGCUACCGCCAUUGAAGACAAGCUGCAAGACGGCGUGCCGGAUACCAUCCAUACUCUUCAAACCGCCGGUAUCAAGAUCUGGGUUCUCACUGGUGAUCGCCAAGAAACUGCCAUAAACAUUGGAAUGAGUUGUAAGCUCAUUAGCGAGGAUAUGACGCUUCUGAUUGUCAACGAAGAAACCCACGAUGCAACAAGAGACAACCUGGAAAAGAAGCUCAACGCUAUCAGGUCUCAAGCGGAUGGCACGAUGGAGUUGGAGACGUUGGCCUUGGUUAUCGAUGGCAAGUCUUUGACGUACGCUCUCGAAAGAGACUUGGAGAAGAUGUUCCUUGACCUUGCAGUCAUGUGCAAGGCUGUCAUUUGCUGCCGUGUAUCCCCUCUCCAGAAAGCUUUGGUAGUCAAGCUUGUCAAGCGUCAUCUAAAGGCGAUUCUUCUGGCCAUUGGUGACGGCGCCAACGACGUAUCCAUGAUCCAGGCGGCUCAUGUAGGUGUUGGCAUCAGCGGUAUGGAAGGUCUCCAGGCCGCUCGCAGCGCUGAUGUCGCCAUUGGUCAAUUCCGCUUCCUGCGCAAACUGCUUCUUGUACACGGUUCAUGGAGCUACCAGCGUGUCAGCAAGGUCAUCUUGUACUCUUUCUACAAGAACAUUGCACUUUUCAUGACUCAGUUUUGGUACUCUUUCCAGAAUGCCUUCUCUGGUGAAGUUAUCUACGAGUCCUGGACGUUGUCCUUUUACAACGUCUUUUUCACCGUCUUCCCUCCCUUCGUCAUCGGUAUCUUCGACCAGUUUGUCAGUGCCCGUCUGCUAGACCGAUACCCUCAGCUCUACCAGCUCAGCCAGAAGGGCGUGUUCUUCCGCAUGCACUCUUUCUUCUCCUGGGUAGCCAACGGUUUCUACCAUUCCUUGCUCCUGUAUUUUGCCUCGCAGGCGAUUUGGUUCUGGGAUGCGCCACAAAGUGAUGGCAAGGUUGCCGGUCAUUGGGUGUGGGGCUGCGCACUGUACACUUCAGUACUGGCCACGGUGUUGGGCAAGGCGGCACUGAUCACGAACAUCUGGACCAAGUACACCGUCGUUGCUAUUCCUGGUUCUAUGAUCAUCUGGAUGAUCUUCCUACCGAUUUACGCCUAUGUUGCGCCGAAGAUCGGCGUCUCAGAGGAAUUGGAAGGUGUCGUCCCCAGACUCUUUGCGAGCCCGGUCUUUUGGCUUAUGGGUCUGGUUUUGCCGUGCCUGUGUUUGCUCAGAGAUUUUGCUUGGAAAUACGCGAAACGGAUGUACUACCCGCAGGCCUACCACCAUAUCCAAGAGAUUCAGAAAUACAACAUUCAAGACUACCGUCCCAGGAUGGAGCAGUUCCAGAAAGCCAUCCGCAAGGUCCGCCAAGUGCAGCGCAUGCGCAAGCAGCGCGGCUACGCCUUCUCGCAGACGGACGAAUCACAGGCGCGCGUCCUGCAAGCCUACGACACGACACGGGAGCGUGGACGGUAUGGCGAGAUGGCCAGUUCCAGACGCUGA